This is a messenger RNA of Platichthys flesus (European flounder), 5380 nucleotides long. RefSeq names its product synaptosome associated protein 91a (gene snap91a). Gene Ontology annotation, biological process: synaptic vesicle budding from presynaptic endocytic zone membrane; clathrin-dependent endocytosis; clathrin coat assembly. NCBI's taxonomy places the organism in Eukaryota, Metazoa, Chordata, Actinopteri, Pleuronectiformes, Pleuronectidae. Gene Ontology annotation, molecular function: SNARE binding; clathrin heavy chain binding; 1-phosphatidylinositol binding. The transcript is spliced from 29 exons. Bases 418 to 3420 code for a protein of 1000 amino acids. Gene Ontology annotation, cellular component: clathrin-coated pit; synaptic vesicle; extrinsic component of presynaptic endocytic zone membrane. The record is from RefSeq and is a predicted model, not a curated record.
UGACGGUACAGAGGGAAUCGUCCAGCUGAGGAGGAAGAGGGGGAAGAAAUCGAAGGAGGCCUGGUGAUGAAGAUGAUGAUGCUAGCCAGGGCCUGAAGUUCCCCCCGCUGAUACACAGGGACAGGCGGACUGCUGCUAAGGAUUAUCCCGGAGACUAGAGGACGGAGGAUAGGAGGAGGAGGCAGAGAGCAUCAUCCGGAGGCUGAGCCACAAAAGGGAAAGAAAGAGGGAGCCUGGAAGAGGAUUUCCGCAGUUGGAUUAAUUUGAUUUGCUGCUUUAGCCUGAGAUCUCUCAGAGGAUACUGGCCUUCACGAAGGAAGUCAAUUCAGGAUUUAUCAAGAAACACAGGCAGAUGAUAUCCGGCCUAACUGACACCAUAUCGGACGCUUGAUACUAUUGGACCUGCUUGGAGAGAAGAUGUCGGGUCAGACGUUGACAGACCGCAUCGCCGCGGCGCAGUACAGCCUGACGGGAUCCGAGGUGUCCCGAGCGGUGUGUAAAUCCACCACACAUGAGCAGACCGCUCCAAAGAAGAAGCACCUGGAAUACCUGAUCCAGGCCACCCAGGAUUCCACUGUGAACGUCCCCCAGAUGGCCGAUACACUGAUGGAGAGGGCCGGCAACGCCAGCUGGGUGGUGGUUUUCAAAGCCCUGAUCACCACGCACCACCUCAUGGUGCAAGGCAACGAGAAAUUCCUGCAAUUCCUGGCUUCUAGAAACACCUUGUUCAACCUCAGCAACUUCUUGGACAAAACUGGCUCCCAUGGCUAUGACAUGUCCACAUUUAUCAGACGCUACAGCCGUUAUCUCAACGAGAAGGCCUUCGCCUACAGACAGAUGUCUUUCGACUUUGGACGAGUCAAGAAAGGAGCUGAGGGAGCGAUGAGGACUAUGUCUGUAGAGAAGCUGUUGAAGGGAAUGCCGACCCUGCAGAGCCAGAUCGAUGCACUGCUGGAUUUUGAUGUGCAUCCUCCAGACCUGGACAAUCCAGUGAUAAAAUCCUGCUUCCUCCUGCUCUUUAAAGAUCUGAUCAAGUUAUAUGCCUGCUACAAUGACGGCGUCAUUAACCUGCUCGAAAAGUUUUUCCUGAUGAAGAGGAGCCAGUGUAAAGACGGGCUGGAGAUCUACAAGAGAUUCCUGACACGAAUGACUCGGGUUUCUGAGUUCUUCAAAAUCGCUGAGCAAGUGGGAAUAGACAAAAAUGACAUCCCCGAACUCACUCAGGCCCCAGAAAGUCUUCUAGAGUCCCUGGAGACCCACCUAAAUACCCUUGAAGGGAAGAAGCCGUCACCAACUAAGGAAGCUACGGCCAACAACUCCUUGCCGGCUGCUGCUGCUGCUGCUCCUGCUGCUGCUACUGCCGCACCACCGGCCAAGGCACCGCAUCGAGCUCCCCCUGCUCGCCCUGGGCCACCUACCAAACCUCCUCCGCCUGCCGUCACCCCCUCUGCACCAGCCCCCAUCACCACCACCAUAACUAGCAAUGCCCUCGAUGAUGGGUUCUUGUUGGAUCUGGACCCAAUUUCCUCCUCAUCAACAGGGGGUGCUGCAGCUGCUUGUUCUAUGACUGGAUGGGGAGAUCUUUUGGCUGAGGCAGCUCCAGCUGCCUCUGAUGGAGCUUCUGAAGCUCUCCUUGACGAGGGAGAGUCUGCUGAGGCUGAUGCUGAUGCUGAUGCUGCAGCUGAAGCUCCCAAAACCACCGCUACCACUGCUGCCACUGCUGCUGCAGCUCCACCAGUCCCCGCCUCUCUGCCCAUCUCCGCCCCUGCCACCACGUCAGCCACAGAAAUCGACCUUUUCGGAGAUGCGUUUGCACCUUCCCCAGGAGAUGGUCCUGCUGCCGUGGCCGCGGGCCCUGCUUCUGAUGCUUUUGGUGGAUCUGACCCCUUUGCCACGACGGAAGGGAGUGCAGACAUUGCUCCAGAGCUGGACCUGUUCGCCAUGAGGCCCGCCGCCACGGGGGCCACCGCCACCACCCCUGCCGCCAUCAUCCCUCCCAUCUCUAGUGAGGCGCCGACCAUCGUCGUCCCCAUCGCUGCCCCUGCUGAUCCCACCCCUUCUUCCACCACCACAACCACCACCGACACCCCCACAGAGUCUGCAGCCGCUCCGACUCUAGAUAUCUUUGGUGAUAUGUUUGAUUCAAUGCCUGAGCAAAGCCCCACAACAGAAUCCAAAGCUGCUACCACUCCUAGCGUAGACCUUUUUGGUGCAGACCUUCCUGCUGUCUCACGUGGGCCCUCUCCUUUGCCCGAGCUGGCUCCGGCUGGAGACAUUAUAACGGACUUUACAUCUCCAGCUCCUGCUGCUGCUUCUCCUUCCCUUGCUCCUGCUGAAACUCCAGGCCCAGACCCCUCGACUCCGCCCAAAGCAGAGUCUGUGCCAGUUAUUGACCUGCUGGACUCCUUCAGCAGUUCUGUGGAGGAGACGCAGAGCUCUGCUCCUGGAGGGCCUGGAGACGACCUGCUGGGAGGCCUGAUGUCUCCCAACCUGGCCCCCACUGCUGCUCCAACUCUGGCUCCCUUGGCUCCUUUAGCUCCUCUGGCACCCUUGGCUCCCUUGGCUCCCUUGGCUCCCUUGGCUCCUUUGGCUGCCUUGGCUCCUUUGGCUCCCUUGGCUCCAGCUCCGGCACAAAAUAACCUCUUGGAGUCAGGCUUUGAAGCCCUGGGCCCGCUGGUGUCUCCAACACGACCAGUCCGUGGAGCAGCUGCAGCAGCAGCAGCAGCAGCAGCAGCAGCAGCAGCAGCACCAGAACCUGCAACCACUACAUCAGCGCCCUCUGGUGGCUUUGAUGCUUCAAUGUUUGGUGGGUUAGGCGACUUGCUGAUGCCUGCCGUCACGCCCCAGAGUACCGGGGGCAGCACUGCUGGAAGCACAGCUGGAAGCAUGGGAACUCCUAUCGCACCAGGAGGCGUGGGGGCUGCUCCCCCGGCCACCCCGCCUCCCACCAAAACCAUAGGAGGGGAUCUGGACUCGUCACUGGCCAACCUGAUUGGAGAUCUCGGAGUAAAGAAAAAGGACCCACAGAGUGAGAAGAAGCUGACAGGAGGCGCCAACUGGACGCCACAUGUAGCCCCCACAAGCUGGGCUACACCAGGAGCCCCAAUGGCUGGGGCCACCCCUGGAGCUCCUGGAGCAUCAGGAGCCGGUCCACCUAGUGGAGCCAUGGUGCCACCAAUGAGUGCACAGCCUUGCUUUGCCAUGCCUCCAGCAGCGGGGCCUGGAGCUCCCAUGAUGCAACCCAUGAUGGGGCAGCCAAUGAUGGGACAGCCCAUGAUGAGACCUGCCUUCACAAGUGUGGCUGGAGCUGCACCUGGAGCCCCUGCACCAGGAGCACCGAUUUCUUCAGGACCUGCAAGCCAGAGUCCCAAGAAGCCCAAGGAUCCUCUGGCAGACCUCGACCUCAAGGACUUCUUAUAAUGGCCCAGCUACUUUCUUCUGUGGAGCAGGGACCUGGUGUCCAUCAACAUCUCAGGAUGCCAGCGAUGUUCAGCUUCUCAAACUUAGAGCAUCUUUUCCUCCACCCCUGCCCAUCAACACCCCACCCCUCUCCUGUGUGAUGUCGUAGCACAACUGUGAAAGUGAACCAUAGCGGAUUAUAUAAAUAAAUAUGAGAGAAAAAAAAAUGUAAGCUUGUGCUUAUCUAGAUGUACCAAUCUUUUGUUUAAACAAAACCCCACAAAACCCUGAAAAAAUAAGUCCACAAAUGUAUGUGAGAGAAAGUGAAGAUGUAUGUGUUUAGACUUCUUUCUAGUGUUGAGUUGAAUGAUGGAUGUGCUUUAGUGUCCUAAGCUCCUCCCACCUCCCCAUACUUUUGUCCUCGCCUCCUUCUGAAGGGGGAGGGGCUCGUCUUUGUCCCACUCUGACUCGAUGGGAGUGGUAAACAAAGCUCCCAUAGAUUUUCAGAGAAACAUGUGGUGUGUUGUUUACAGAAAAGUCCUCUUCGAUGUACAUAAAUUUCUCUGGCGAGGCUUCUGUCUCUAUUGUGUAUGUCUGUGGAAUCUGACAUGAAGUUGUAAGAAGUUGUGUGAGUAUCCUUAAAUUUCUCGUCAUCAUACGAAAGUAUUUGGAAAACGAAUAUAAAUAUCCGCUCUAUGAUCAAUAUUCUGUAUAUUAAGAAACAACCUUUGCAGGCUUCUGAAUCUUACUGGAGCAACGAGUGAUCCUUUCAGUUUGUUUCUUUUUUUAAACUUGUCAUUUUUUUUGUCUUUCUUGUCUUAUUUAUAUCGUUUGUUUCUUUUAGAAUAAUCCUCCGGUCUAAUGUUGAUAUUUGCUGGCACUGUUACUAAGAUCAAACGAAGCGUUCAACUUAGUUCCAGAGAAAAUGUUGAUUAAUUCAUGAUAAAGAUGGAAAUAAACUGCCCUUCAAUGUAACUGUACAACUUUCGAUAUAAGUGUCUACCUAUGAUAUUGACACUUCUCAUGUGGGUAUGUCUUCUGCUUGUGUUUACAUUAUAACUUAUAUGAACAAGUCAGUAUGUGGUUAUUUUGUAUCUCAUGGAUUAUCCCAUUGUCACAACAAACUCUAUGUUCAGACAGUUCAAAGUUAAAUAUGAUAUGAUAGAAAAAGUAAUCACAGAAGUUAAAAGAACAGAUUAAAGAUACCUGUGGAUUAUUUUUUUCUCAACAACAAAAGUUAAGUUUGCAUUCAAAGCUCUGUGUGUGCCACUGAGGAAUAACAAAGAUGUUGAGUGCAUUUACUUCCUCAUAAAACUUGUGGAACGCCUUUUUGGGGAAACCUGACAGCUAUGUUGUUUGCAAACUGGGGUCGGCUCAUCAGAAACUACUAUAUAGUGCCUCUAGUGGUCAAACAAGCCCCAGGGUUAAUUUAAGAUCCACGUUGCACCCAGAGCUGUUGGGCCAAAUUACAGUUGGGGUGUCGAAAAGUGUGAUAUUACAAAAAAGGAAAAACUAUAAUUUGACUGAUGUCUGAACAUAAUGUUUUUUCGAGUUGCUUCUCUGAUCACUGUUGACCUUCAUCCCAUCAGUGUAACUUCUGUGAUACUGUAAGUGGCCACAUGGGAGCAGUGUGUACAAACGCCCAGAGAUCAUCGUUGGGCCAUGAUCUUGUUUCCCACUGAUUUGCAAUGGACUAAAUAUGUUGUAGUGUUGACCUGUAUUUGGACAUAUGUAUGACCUCAUGCCCCUGUCCUGUGCUGUAACCUGCUGACCUUGUUCAUCAAUUCACUGAAAUGUGUAAGGAGUCGAUUGUGAGAAUCUGGAGAGAAUCUGAGAAAACAAUGGGAGAUUAUUGACAUUUUUCAUGACUGAAUUAUAAAAAUAUGUAUUUUUGUUUAGUUGUAAAAUUAUUUUAUUUACGAUGACCUUUCCCAGUGCAUGUAAGCCCUUUGAGAUGCAAUAAAUUCAAUGACGGAUUGAA